GUGGAGUCUUGCUCUUGUCGCCCAGGCUGGAGUACAGUGGCCUGAUCUCAGCUCACAGCAACCUCUGCCUCCCCGGUUCAAGUGAUUCUCCUGCCUCAGCCUCCUGAGUAGCUGGGAUUACAGGCGCCCACCAGCACGCCUGGCUAUGCUGGCCAGGCUGGUUUCGAACUCCUGACCUCAAAUGAUCCGCCCGCCUCAGUCUCCCAAAGUGCUGGGAUUACAGGCAUGAGCCAUCGCGCCCAGCCCAGAGCAAAGAUUCUUAACCUCAAUUUCCUGAAAUUAUAUCCUAAAUUUGUUGGGUAAGUGCAUUUUUUAAAGUACAAGAGAAGGCCCAUAAGUUACAUUAGAUUUCAAAAAGGGUGUUUGAGCCCCCCUCUUCCAAAGAUAGAAGAAUCAAGGAAGAAAGGGUAAAAUAUAUACAUAUAUAUAUGUAUAUAUUUUUGAGACGGAUUCUCACACUCUGUUGCCCAGGCUGGAGCGUAGUGGUGCAAUCUUGACCUACUGCAACCUCUGCCUCCUGGGCUCAAGUGAUCUUCCCACCUCAGCCUCCCAAGCAGCUUGAGAGAACAGACAUGUGCUACCUGCCUGGCUAAUUUUUGUAUUUUUAGUAGAGACGGAGUUUUACUAAGUUGACCAGGCUGGUCUCGAACUCCUGACCUCAAGUGAUCCGCCCACCUUGACCUCCCAAAGUGCUGGGCGUGAGCCACCGCGCCCAGCCGAAAGAUUGGUUUUAAAAACUAGUAUUUUGAGAUGAUGAGAAAACGAGAGGGUUUCUGCCAGAUGUCCUUUCUCCCAGUGAAACAGGAUUAGAGAUUCCCUUUAAGGACAGUAAAAUUUGGUGAUUGUGACAUUUCCAAGUUCUGUUGAUUGAUUCAUCAUCUUCCCUCCAUCAUACACAUCUAAGGGCAGAGUGAAGUUCCAUCCUGAAGGCUCCGCGCUUAGUUUUGGCAGAUUAAUAGCUCACCAAGAAUUUAUCAUCUUUUCUUUCCACUAACUCGAAACCAGUCUAAAUUCUUUCCAAACAUCUUCUCAACGUAGUCUCCUUUGAUGAAAUUUACUGUUUCGGAUUCUAGACUUAGCUCUUACCAACUUAACUUUCGGUUAAUAGCUUAAUACCUCUGAUUCAGGUUUGUGCAUUUGUCAACUACCAUUGAAUGAUAAUUUCAAUGAGUUCGUUCUUAUGAGGAUCAAAUGAAAUAACAUCUGUGAAAACCUCUUACAAAGUUUAAGCAAAUAGUGCUAAGCAAUCACCAAGAGUUAACUACUAAUUUUCAGUGUUAGGUAAUUUUUAAAAGCUUUCCGGAGAAUUGGCGUCCUGCACACCAGUCUCGUUCCAAAAUAAUGCAGGCGGGGGCUGGGGUGGGGGCGCUCCUCUCGGACUGAGGCUAUGUCUUUCGCUCCUUUUGUCUUUUCCGGGCAUUAUAACUGUCAUGGCGCCUUCAAGAAGAGGUAGGAGGCCCUCCCUGCGUCCAGCAGAACCAUCUGGGGCACCUGGACCCGGCGGUGGGGUGGACAGAGAGACGAGCGCCAGCUGGGACCGAAAACAUCGACCCCUCCGAGAGGUUUCGGCCGGACCGGCGCAAGGGGAGGAGAGCGGGUGGAAGCCUACCCCAGCGAACGCCCGCAGGCCGGGCCCCGCCCACCCAGAACGUCGCCCAAUGGAAACCUGCCGGCGGUGCGGCACCGCCCAUCUGUUGGUCGGGACGCCGCGAGGGCGGGGCCCGCAGUUCGGUUGCGCUGCGGAGCGCAGCUGUGAGGGAGUCGCUGUGAUCCGGGGCCCCGGAACCCGAGCUGGAGCUGAAGCUGAAGCGCAGGCUGCGGGGCGCGGAGUCGGGAGUGCAGGCCUGAGUGUUCCUUCCAGCAUGUCGGAGGGGGAGUCCCAGACAGUACUUAGCAGUGGCUCAGACCCAAAGGUAGAAUCCUCAUCUUCAGCUCCUGGCCUGACAUCAGUGUCACCUCCUGUGACCUCCACAACCUCAGCUGCUUCCCCAGAGGAAGAAGAAGAAAGUGAAGAUGAGUCUGAGAUUUUGGAAGAGUCGCCAUGUGGGCGCUGGCAGAAGAGGCGAGAAGAGGUGAAUCAACGGAAUGUACCAGGUAUUGACAGUGCAUACCUGGCCAUGGAUACAGAGGAAGGUGUAGAGGUUGUGUGGAAUGAGGUACAGUUCUCUGAGCGCAAGAACUACAAGCUGCAGGAGGAAAAGGUUCGUGCUGUGUUUGAUAAUCUGAUUCAGUUGGAGCAUCUUAACAUUGUUAAGUUUCACAAAUAUUGGGCUGACAUUAAAGAGAACAAGGCCAGGGUCAUUUUUAUCACAGAAUACAUGUCAUCUGGGAGUCUGAAGCAAUUUCUGAAGAAGACCAAAAAGAACCACAAGACCAUGAAUGAAAAGGCAUGGAAGCGUUGGUGCACACAAAUCCUCUCUGCCCUAAGCUACCUGCACUCCUGUGACCCCCCCAUCAUCCAUGGGAACCUGACCUGUGACACCAUCUUCAUCCAGCACAACGGACUCAUCAAGAUUGGCUCUGUGGCUCCUGACACUAUCAACAAUCAUGUGAAGACUUGUCGAGAAGAGCAGAAGAAUCUACACUUCUUUGCACCAGAGUAUGGAGAAGUCACUAAUGUGACAACAGCAGUGGACAUCUACUCCUUCGGCAUGUGUGCACUGGAGAUGGCAGUGCUGGAGAUUCAGGGCAAUGGAGAGUCCUCAUAUGUGCCACAGGAAGCCAUCAGCAGUGCCAUCCAGCUUCUAGAAGACCCAUUACAGAGGGAGUUCAUUCAAAAGUGCCUGCAGUCUGAGCCUGCUCGCAGACCAACAGCCAGAGAACUUCUGUUCCACCCAGCAUUGUUUGAAGUGCCCUCGCUCAAACUCCUUGCUGCCCACUGCAUUGUGGGACACCAACACAUGAUCCCAGAGAACGCUCUGGAGGAGAUAACCAAAAACAUGGAUACCAGUGCCGUUCUGGCUGAAAUCCCUGCAGGACCAGGAAGAGAACCAGUUCAGACUUUGUACUCUCAGUCACCAGCUCUGGAAUUAGAUAAAUUCCUUGAAGAUGUCAGGAAUGGGAUCUAUCCUCUGACAGCCUUUGGGUUGCCUCGGCCCCAGCAGCCACAGCAGGAGGAGGUGACAUCACCUGUUGUGCCCCCCUCUGUCAAGACUCCGACACCUGAACCAGCUGAGGUGGAGACUCGCAAGGUGGUGCUGAUGCAGUGCAACAUUGAGUCGGUGGAGGAGGGAGUCAAACACCACCUGACGCUUCUGCUGAAGUUGGAGGACAAACUGAACCGGCACCUGAGCUGUGACCUGAUGCCAAAUGAGAAUAUCCCUGAGUUGGCGGCUGAGCUGGUGCAGCUGGGCUUCAUUAGUGAGGCUGACCAGAGCCGGUUGACUUCUCUGCUAGAAGAGACCUUGAACAAGUUCAAUUUUGCCAGGAACAGUACCCUCAACUCAGCCGCUGUCACCGUCUCCUCUUAGAGCUCACUCGGGCCAGGCCCUGAUCUGCGCUGUGGCUGUCCCUGGACGUGCUGCAGCCCUCCUGUCCCUUCCCCCCAGUCAGUAUUACCCUGUGAAGCCCCUUCCCUCCUUUAUUAUUCAGGAGGGCUGGGGGGGCUCCCUGGUUCUGAGCAUCAUCCUUUCCCUCCCCUCUCUUCCUCCCCUCUGCACUUUGUUUACUUGUUUUGCACAGACGUGGGCCUGGGCCUUCUCAGCAGCCGCCUUCUAGUUGGGGGCUAGUCGCUGAUCUGCCGGCUCCCGCCCAGCCUGUGUGGAAAGGAGGCCCACGGGCACUAGGGGAGCCGAAUUCUACAAUCCCGCUGGGGCGGCCGGGGCGGGAGAGAAAGGUGGUGCUGCAGUGGUGGCCCUGGGGGGCCAUUCGAUUCGCCUCAGUUGCUGCUGUAAUAAAAGUCUACUUUUUGCUAAAA
This is a messenger RNA of Pongo pygmaeus (Bornean orangutan), 3916 nucleotides long. It is a transcript of the gene NRBP1, whose product is annotated as nuclear receptor binding protein 1. The record is from RefSeq and is a predicted model, not a curated record. Gene Ontology annotation, molecular function: ATP binding; protein kinase activity. Bases 1431 to 3470 code for a protein of 679 amino acids. The transcript has 18 exons. Lineage: Eukaryota; Metazoa; Chordata; Mammalia; Primates; Hominidae. Gene Ontology annotation, biological process: protein phosphorylation.